CUUCACACACCAUAGGACAUUAAGUUUACUUUGAAGCUACGGAGAAACGAUAUGUGACAUCUCGAGAGGAGGAAAGGACUCUCGAUAGCCCUUAUUCGGAGUUAGAUCGAGUGAUAAGACUUGACAAACCACGACCUAUCUUUACCUCUGAUAAAUCAAGGAUCGAACCUCCAGGUUCAGUAGACGAGCCAUAUUUGCUGUUGACAGCUGCUCUCGAGUAAAGUACAACAUUAUGUCUGGUUCAUCGACGUGUUUGUAAUGACAGGAUUUACAAUGGAGUGUUAAAACAGUAUGUGAUAUAUCAUAAGUGCUGCCUAUUUGAAAAACUUUUUUUAUUUACGCUUGUAAUUUCAUAACAGAUGCACAAUAGAAAUAUUUGUGUAUCGGUGAAUCCAUUUUUUAAUCUGAAUAAGAGAUUUCUGAAGGUGCUUAAGCAGUGCUGACGUAUACUCGUACACGAUGAUGGAGACAAUGACCCUGGCCUCCGGGCUUUCAGACGGACUUUACGACGUACCCUCAGGGCACGCCCAGUCCCACGGGUACCACUACGCCGCACCCCUGUGGCAUAGCACUAGGGAGGACAGAACUUGUCAAUUGUCUGUGCAUCCGACAAUGACAUCAUUGGAAAAUCGGACGCCUGGACAUACACAGGGACACCGGAUAUCUCCAGAAAAAAAUGAAAUUGAACUUCCGGAAAUAUCAGAUUGGAUAGAGGAUGCAAGGGAUACGAAGGAGUUUGAGAAACCUUCAAGUGAGCAAACUUCACAAAAACAAUCUCAAGUGGCUUCAACAUUGAAAUGGCUGACGGAGAACUACGAGCGAGCGGAAGGGGUGUGUCUGCCAAGGUGUGUCCUCUAUACACACUACCUUGACUUUUGUAAGAAGAUGAAAUUCACACCGGCUGGGGCGGCAACAUUUGGCAAGAUCAUCCGUCAGAAAUUCCCUAAACUUACGACGAGAAGGCUGGGAACAAGAGGGCAGUCAAAGUAUCACUACUACGGGAUCGGAAUCAAGGAAAGCUCAAUCUACUACCAUUCCGUGUACUCAGGCAAAGGUCUGACAAGAUUUUCUGGGAUCAAGAUAAAGACAGAGGGUUCAAAUAGGAAAUACUCUCUGAGCUCAAAGACAGGGACACUGCUUCCGGAAUUUCCUGAUGCAAACAAUUUGAUUUUACCUGAGAACAUUACACGAGAAAAGAUGCAAACAUUUAUCAUGAUGUACCGAACCCACUGCCAAAGGAUCUUAGACACGGUGAUCAGCGCUAACUUUGAGGAGGUACAGAAUUUCCUGCUUCAUUUCUGGCAAGGAAUGCCUGAACACCUUAUACAUUUACUAGAUGCCGACAUGAUAGUAGACAUCGUUGGUUUGUGCGAUUCUAUAUUAUACAAGGUACUGGUAGACGUAUUGAUCCCGUCCACGAUACAGGACCUCCCAGACAGUUUAGGGUCGGAGAUAAAGCUGUUUGUAAAACGACUACCUCACUGGCUAGAUAACGCCCUAGACAACAUUCCAGAAGGUCUUCGCCAAAAGAAACUUGAAGUGGUAAAAGGGUUUAUUCAGAGUAUUGUCCGCCAAACAUCCUUUGUGCACCUGGCGCAGACGGCGAGGACGGCUCUCCUUAAUCAUGACGUAGUCAAUCAGAUAAUUGAUGACGUCACGGAUAUCAAUUUUACAGAGAUUUGUUGCAGAGCGGGCUUCAUAGAGCCAUCAACCGCAUCUACGUUCAAAGACGACAUAAUGGAAUUUUACGAAGAAUUUCAAAGUUUGUUGAGUAAACAAGCUCCAAUAGAGGCCUUUACGGAAUGGAUGGACACUAUCAUAGACAAGUGUGUACUACAGCCAAAGAAGGACAACGGGAAAAAGUUUCGUGAGAGGGCGUCCAAAUUCCUGCUGCAAUGGGCAAUAUUCGGUUCUCUGUUCAUGCGAGAUCUUACACUGAGAAGUGCGGCCAGCUUCGGAGUAUUUCACCUGGUCCACAUGAUGUUCGACGAGUACGUUUUCUUAGUGAUGGAAACACAGCAAGACCAGGCUAAGGAGGAUAUACUACAACGAAAUGUACAACGACACAUGAAAAAUGCAGAAGAAAUCAACAUGAAUGCAAAAGUUAGAACACCCUCGACAAAAUCUCAUCACAACCGACACAACAAAAAGGAGAAGAUGAACGAGGAUCAUUUUGAUGCAACGGAUGAAGGAGAACCCUCUACGGCAGCUGACGAAAAUCAACCGGAUGUUCCUGAAGUCUACACGCCUUCUAAUAUAACAGCGUUUAGCAGACCGACACCUAAUAACCGCGAAUCGUCUCAUUUCUCAAUAACAGAUGACACUUGUCGGUCAAAUGUGGCUCAUGCAUCACUGCCGCUGUCUCCUCUGAAGCCUUACCCUUCCAUUAACACAGGGCCGUACGACAGGCCUACAUAUCUGCCGCAGUACGGCAUCCACGGUUCGUACGGAGAUUACGUGAAUGGUGCGUCCUCUUUAGCAACCACCAGGAUUGCCUCGUUCAGUGAUACCCACGCACAAGCGUUUGGAUCAGUACCAUUUAAUAAUAAUGUUCAACAGCCCAUGAGUUCAUACUGGACGGAUGGAAGAACACACGCUGCCAUUCAUGACACUUAUCCAUACAGCUACAAUAAGUUCCCAUCCACCUACGAUACUUACAAUAAGAGUUCCUUUAUACCUAGUGGACACUACCAGGACGCUUUAAACAGGUCACGGUUCGAAUCCUCUCGGAGUUACCACUACCGGCCUACCCAUGACAAUCUCCAAGCCGUAGCCAGCCACCUAUCGAUGGGCGGGUAUAGCGGUAACUAUAUGGACAUCGCUCAGCCGGGCUCGCAGUACGGACGACAGGACACAAUGAUAUAUCAAGAUGACAUCUACACAGGCGGACUGCCGCCCACAUUCCCGACUGUGGGAAAGUCCUAUCUUACCGCUCCCUUCAGAUAAUGACCCAGCUGGUCUUACUGAUACCACCUGCCGC
Mizuhopecten yessoensis (Yesso scallop) is the source of this 2980-nucleotide messenger RNA. Its product is annotated as DNA-binding protein RFX6-like. The record is from RefSeq and is a predicted model, not a curated record. Gene Ontology annotation, biological process: regulation of transcription by RNA polymerase II. Gene Ontology annotation, molecular function: RNA polymerase II cis-regulatory region sequence-specific DNA binding; DNA-binding transcription factor activity, RNA polymerase II-specific. The transcript is spliced from 19 exons. NCBI's taxonomy places the organism in Eukaryota, Metazoa, Mollusca, Bivalvia, Pectinida, Pectinidae. Bases 460 to 2946 code for a protein of 828 amino acids.